GCUGUUCGACAAUUUUUCUUCUAGUUACAGCCUGUUGAAUAACGCCUAAAAAUUAGGACUAGAGUCGGUUUAUAACGUGGAAGAAUAUUUCGGCGAUGAAGAUAUCAAUGAUACCUGUGUUUAACUAUUUUUUAACUAUGGGAGUUCAGAAAUAGAUGUGUCAGUAGUCAGUCUUCGAUCUGUUUAUUGACCGCUUAUAAAUGCAUCAUGCUUUUCUGUUCCAUACCCAAAAAUCUUUCGAUGCCACGCGAAUUUAAUCCAACUUUUUACCUCUGUAUUGGACGGCAGAGAAAGAGCAAAGUGAGAGUAGUAGUGGAUGGUUACUCCCAUACUCUUUCUGAAAUCAGAUGAAUGGGAAAGAUAGACUCGACCUUUUGUUCUUCAUCAUUCGAAUACUAAGAGUAGUGAGUGAAUCGCGUGUAUUAUGUACUUGCAAAUGUGGAUGUUGUUUUUGUGGGCUCUCAGCUUAACCGACUGCCUCUGCGGUGCUAUUUUGGCAGAAGAUACAGCUAUCUUGAGAGAAGAUGAUUUCGAUCCUCCAAAUAGACAAAAUGACAAGUUUUCCAACGAGGCCUACCCCUAUGUUAAGGGCAACGGAAACAAUAUUUACGACGACAGAUACGCUGAAUUUUCCCCAAGAUGUACAGAACGUUUAGAAAACGCUCUGGAGCUGAUCAGGAGGAGGCAGGUGGCUAAACAGAAGACGCUGCAUCUGAAUGGUUAUUCUCUGCAUCAGCAGUUGAGGAGUGCACCUUACGAUAUGUAUGUCACAGAUAUGAGAGUGAGAUUGCCCAGCUCCUCUAGCUGGGUAAGAGUGGACAGAUGUCGAUUUGACCCAAGGAAUACCAGCCUGGAAACGAGACUCCUAUUCAACGAUCUAACAAUAAGCGGCAGAGUCAACCUCUUCAACGGAGACGACAUUCAAAGACAAGAAGGCCACGCUUUAGACACCGACAACAGUUGCAACAUGAUCCUCAGACUAAGAAGAGCUGGAAUAGGGUUUUACACAGAACCGAUACGAAGAGAAAGGGGCCAUUUCAAUGUUAGAACAGACUCCCAUUUCUUGGAACCAGGUUUUAUAAGUGUUUACGCUUAUGAGUGCGAGCCAACAAAAUUCAGAGCCUACAGUAAAGAUCUGAGAGAGGAGGAAGAAGACGAACUAUCAAGAGAAAUGGAAGAUAUAUUUCUGAAAGGCAUUAGGUCCUUGUUGACAUCCUAUAUGCAGAAAGAAUUGCAACCAGCCAUCAAAGAGACUUUGAUGAAAAAUAUGGGUUACACUGUUUCAUAUGGAUGAUGAUACGAAUGGACUGUUGAAAAUCCAAUUAAGACAUGGACUACAAUAAAACAUUGAUCGAAAGAGUGGCAGGCAGACUUGUUAGUCUGGUCUGUCUGCUACUCUUUCGGUUUGUAACUCCAUUUUCACAAUUUCAAUUAUGUAUGUCAUGGAAUUAAACCUGCUCUUUUUUGUUCUGAAUAAUCUAAUAUUAAAAGUGUUAGACAGACAUGAAAUGUUUAAGUUCAAUGCAAAAAUAAUUCCUUCAAAUGCAUUCGUAAACUUUCAAUGAGUAUAUUCAAAUGCACCAACAUGCUCUCCUAACAACAGUUAGAUCACACUGUGUUCAAAGUGAUAAGGUUUAACUUGUUUGUUGGCGGAGUCCUAACAUAAUGUAAUCUAUUUAUUUUGUAAAAAUGUAUAAAAAUAAUAUUUCAUAAAAUGUAUAUAGCUCCAAUUGGAAUAAAUUUUUUUUUGGAA
Coccinella septempunctata (seven-spotted ladybird) is the source of this 1753-nucleotide messenger RNA. RefSeq lists its product as uncharacterized. NCBI's taxonomy places the organism in Eukaryota, Metazoa, Arthropoda, Insecta, Coleoptera, Coccinellidae. The coding region runs from base 425 to 1294 and encodes 289 amino acids. The transcript is spliced from 4 exons. The record is from RefSeq and is a predicted model, not a curated record.